This is a messenger RNA of Aricia agestis (brown argus), 3412 nucleotides long. It is a transcript of the gene Dpp10, whose product is annotated as inactive dipeptidyl peptidase 10. Gene Ontology annotation, molecular function: serine-type peptidase activity; dipeptidyl-peptidase activity. Gene Ontology annotation, biological process: proteolysis. The transcript is spliced from 19 exons. Lineage: Eukaryota; Metazoa; Arthropoda; Insecta; Lepidoptera; Lycaenidae. The coding region runs from base 215 to 2833 and encodes 872 amino acids. The record is from RefSeq and is a predicted model, not a curated record.
CGCCGCUCGUGUCCGCGCACACAUUAUAACCGGACAAUAAAUCACCACAUUCGAACAAGUUAAUUAUUCUUAAUUCAAAAUUAUCAUUCUAAAUUUAAAAAUGAUAGAUCACAGUGCCAAUCAGUGAGACGCCAUGUGGACUGUUGAUGUGAGGCCUACAGGACAAUGAAUGUGAUCAGGGGCCAGUGACGACAGACAGACAGUCUCUACCAUCAUGGCGGACAACGUGGCGUUCGAUGAUGAGAAGUUGGUGGUCGGUGGUCCGAACCAGCGGAACUGGCGGGGCAUACUGAUAGCACUGUUGGUGAUAGUGCUGGUGCUGGCGCUCAUUGUGACGUCGGUGGUGCUGCUCACACCCCCCGACGAGGGCCCCCGGGUGAAGGGCAGGCGGCUGAAGAUCCAGGACCUGCUGAACGAGGAGCUAGUGCCUAUCAGAUGGAACGGGACGUGGAUAUCCGGUGACGAGUACGUGUACAGAGACGCGUGGGGCGGCAUCAGCCUCAUGUUCGUGGCCAAUCAGACCUCCAAGACGCUCAUGCCAAACACUACCUUUAGGGUUCUAGAACCGGCAGCGUACUCGCUGUCGGCGGACAGGCGGUUCCUGUUGCUGGCGCACUCACUGCGCCAACUGCACAAGUACUCCUACCUCGCGAGAUACACCGUCUACGAUGUACUCACCACGGAAUCAUACCCCCUCACGCCACUCCCCGACGAGGUGGGCGGCGUCAUCAACGAGGGUCCGCUGCUGCUGCUGGCGAUGUGGACCCCCAAGGGCCACGGGCUGAUCACAGUGCAGGACCACGACAUCUACUACCGCCCCGCUCCGCGCUCUUCCACAGGGUACAGGGUGACGGAGUCAGGGAGACCAGGGACCAUAUAUAACGGGGUGCCGGACUGGUUGUAUGAAGUGGAGAUCCUGCAGUCCCGCACGGCGCUGUGGAUGUCGGCUGACGGCCACAUGGUGCUGUACGCUACCUUCAACGACAGCCUAGUCCAUGAACAGAAGUACCCCUGGUACGGAGCCGCGUUAGACACUGAUGAUCCUUCGAAGACGUACCCGGAGACCAUAAGCGUGAGGUACCCGAAGCCGGGCACCAACAACCCGACCGUGCGGCUCACCGUCGCUGACAUCGCCGACCCCAAACACAUACGGACGAGGCACCUCACGCCGCCCAAGGUCAUACUCGAGGAGGGUGACUACUACUUCACGAGCGCACAGUGGGUGUCGCUGACCGAGGUGUGCGUGGUGUGGCUGACGCGGGUGCAGAACCUCUCCGUCGUCUCCGUCUGCAAGAGCCCCAUGUGGUACUGCCAGGAGGUAUACAGGAUAUUCUCUGGCACGGAGGCGUGGGUGGAGUCCGCCCCUGCACCUCUAUGGUCUGCGGGCGGGGGCGCCCUGGUCACGCUGGCCCCGGUCAGGGACGGCCCCGCGGGUCUAUUCAGGCACGUCGUGAGAACGGAGCAUAACGCGCACGGACCGCGCACGCUACCUCUCACACAUGGCAGCUUCGAUGUCGUGAAGCUGCUAGCCUGGGAUCACGCUAAUCAGCACAUAUAUUACCUGGGUAUUCCGGAGGGUAAACCAGGGCAGCAACACCUGUACCGGGUGUCGUCGGAGGCGCCGCGCCCCGGCACGCCGCAGAAGCUACCGUAUUGUGUCACAUGUAAUUCGCAGCCUUCGCCGUCAAUUAACUUAGAGUACUACGGGAGUCUGGCGUCGUCGGGCGACAACACCUGGGACGCCGACUGGGACGAGGAGCUGGCCCCCACCUCGCCCACGCCCAGCAAAAAGAAAAAGAAGAAGCAGCCCGAGCGUCAGCCGGAGAGCCUGCCGUGCCUAUACCACGAGGCGCACUUCAGUCCGUCAGCGGCGUACUUCGUGCUGGAGUGUCUGGGCCCCGGCGUGCCCGUGUCCAGCCUGCAUAAGACCGCGCUGCCCGAGCCGCGCCUGCUGAUGCACCUUGAGAACAAUACUGCUGUUAAGGAGAAGCUGUCGGCGAUAGCGCUACCAACGCCGCGCACGUUCUCUGUGCAGCUGUCAAGCGGCGACGUGGCGCGGGUGCGGCUGCUGCUGCCGCCGGGGCUCAGGGAAGAUGAAGUUACCAAGUACCCGCUUGUUAUGAAAGUUCACGGCGCACCAGGCACGCAGCUGGUGACGGAGCGGUGGUCACUGGAGUGGGGGUCGCUGGCGGCGGGCGCUGGCGCCGUGCUGGCGGCGGUGGACGCGCGGGGCGCGGGCGGCAGGGGGCUGGCGACCCACCACACGCUGCACCGCCGCCUGGGCACGGUGGAAUUGGCUGAUCAGCUGGAGGUGGCCGAAUACCUCCGCGAGUCCCUCCACUUCAUAGACGCGCGGCGGGUGGCGGUGUGGGGCGCGGGGCACGGGGGGUUCCUAGCGGUGCUGGCGCUGGCCUCCCCACUCGAGGUGUUCCAGUGCGGCGUCGCUAUCACGCCCAUAGUGCGCUGGAGAUACUACGCGUCAGCGUACGCGGAGCGCUACAUGGGCUUCCCCAACGCGACGGGGAACUACCGCGGGUACGCGGACGCGGACGUGACGUCACGGGCAGCAUCGCUGCGGGGCCGCUCGCUGCUGCUGGCGCACGGCAGCGCGGACGACACCGUCCACCUGCAGCAGACCAUGGCGCUGGCGAGGGCGCUCGCAGAGCAGGGAAGCCUGUUCCGGCAACAGAUCUACCCAGACGAGGGCCACGAGCUACUCGGGGUGCGCGACCACCUGUAUCGCACCAUGUCGGCCUUCCUCGACGACUGCUUCCGCAAGCAGGUGCCGCCCGAGACCAAGGCCGGCCUGCGCAACGGCGGCAACCUCGACUGAGACUCGUGGAGGGAUGAGGAGUUGUACUCGUGGUAAAACCAGAUGAGGUAGAUUUUAUUGCCAAAUAUCUUCAAAAUGUGUAGUACAAUUAUUUCCAUAUCCCGUUUCGACUGCCAUGGAACUUUAAACGCAUAAAACAUACUUUGUGAUAGUUAGAUCUACUUUUUAAGGCUAUACGAACUGAAAACUGCUCCAAACGAAAUUCGAUCGUAUCCGCAGUACUUAAAGUUCAUAUCCGCACGGGCGACAACAGAAAAUACUCGAGCGCGGUAUGUAUUUUGGACUGUGUAAUUUUGAACUUUAUUACCGCUGCGUAUGGUGCAAUUUUAUUUGAAACAUUUCGGAAAUUGGACUAUUGUGAUCAAGCCACUAGUAUUACGUUAGGUAUACUUCCAACUUAGUGAUCGUAACUCGUAAGUGCUCAAUUAAGGUUUGAGGAAGGAAGGAGGUCCUCAAAUUUUAUACAAAACGAAGUUAGAAUGAGGGCUUCACAUUUUAAAAUAUACAAUUUAAGUAUGCCUUUGAACGGUAGACCAAAGGAGAAAUUUCCACCUGAAUAUAAAAAUUAAUAUAUAUUGU